Messenger RNA from Ricinus communis (castor bean), 1779 nucleotides. RefSeq names its product probable protein phosphatase 2C 55. NCBI's taxonomy places the organism in Eukaryota, Viridiplantae, Streptophyta, Magnoliopsida, Malpighiales, Euphorbiaceae. The record is from RefSeq and is a predicted model, not a curated record. Bases 883 to 1710 code for a protein of 275 amino acids. The transcript has a single exon.
AUGUGCUUCUAAAUUUAUACCUUUCUUUAACGAUGAUUUUUAGCGAUAGAAGUAUUUUGUGAUGGAUAAUUUAUUUUUUAGCUAAUUCGUCACUAAUUUUUUUAUAAAAUUUAUAUAUAAUAAUUAUGUUAUCUUUUUCUUGCUUAUUUGCCACUAUAUAGUGGUAGAACAAAUUACAUCGCCAAAAUUUAUGGCUAUUUUUCUGAUUUCUUGUAGCAAAUUUUAUUCAAUAACUAUUAUAUUCAUGAUAUUUUGGAUUCAUAUGAUUAUGUCACAAACAAUGAAUACUUUGAAUCAUUUAAUUACUGAUGCUUUUUUUUUUUUUUGAGAUUAAGUAAAAUGUAAAUAAUGCUUUAGAAUGAUGAAAAGACAUUUUAGAAGUUCUAAAAUUUAUAUUGAUAGUGUCAAAAUCUUUUUUAAAAAAUUAGCUGGUGUAAUUGUUAAAUAAAAUAUUUUCAUUUUGUUUAAAAGAUAAAUAGUUCUUUAAUCUACAUAAUAUAUAAUCUAUUCAACUGAAUGGGCUAAGAAUAUGAUAAAAAAAUCUAAAUAAUUAAGAGAGGUUCUUAAUUUGAUAUUAGUAAAACAUUUGUCUCGCAAAAAUUUGUCUAAAAAAAAACGCAAGCCAAAAAAAAAAAAGAAAGGAAAGAAAAACGUUUAAUUAGUUGUAAUCCAAUUCCAAACCGUAUUUGGAUUUGCCAUUUGUUGGCUAUAAAGUCUUAGAGCAUCACUUCACUCCUCUCUAGCCUACUUACAAUUGUUCUUCCUCUGCACAUCCUAAUCUCUUCAACGUUAUAAUCGCUCUCUCUUUUCUUUCUUUCAGAGAGAAAAAAGAAAAAGAAAACCCUAAUCACUCGCCCAUUAUUCUAAGCAAGUUGAUCAGAGAUGAUCGCGAAGAAGAGCAGAACAGAAGGUAGUUUGGAGAAACCGAGUAUUGUCACCCACUACGAUGGAGAUCUUCAUCAUGCAGCAAGAUUGAAGAUGAAUAUUGGGUCUUUUUACUUGCCAAAAGAUAACGUAGAGAGACCACUAGGAGAAGAUGCUCACUUUGUUUGCAAAGAAAAGGACACUAUCGGUGUUGCCGAUGGAGUCGGCGGGUGGGCUAAGAAAGGUAUUGACCCUGGAAAAUAUGCAAGAGAGCUCAUGGAGAAUUGUGUGAUGGUUUUGAAAGAUGAACCUAAAGGGUCUGUUAAUCCAAGAAGGGUCCUGGAAGAAGCUUAUCUGAACACCCUUUCAAAGGGAUCAUCUACUGCAUGCAUUAUGACACUUGGAGAUGACAAUUUCCUCAAGUAUGUGAAUUUGGGGGAUAGCGGGUUGAUGGUGUUUAGGGACAGGAGAUUAAUGUACAAGUCACCGGUGCAGCAGCGUGGUUUCAAUCAUCCAUAUCAGCUGGGGAGAUGCUCUGACACUCCGAGUUUGGCUUAUGAAGAUAAGGUGGCGGUAAAAGCUGGAGAUAUUGUAGUUGCAGGAACGGAUGGAUGGCUUGAUAAUAUGUUUCCAUUCGAGGUUCUUGAAAUCAUUGAUCAAACUGAGAUGGAAGCAGAGAUAUUGGCUUGGAUGAUUGCUGAAAAUGCAUUGUGCAGUGCUGUUGAUGAUGACUAUACUUCUCCCUUUGGCAUAGCUGCUGAGAAGGCUGGGUACAAGCAUGAAGGUGGCAAAUACGAUGACAUUACAGUGGUUGUUGCUAUGAUUGAACCAUUAUGCAGGGUUUAAGUUAUUAGAUCAUUCAUUCGGACGUAGAAUAUUGCAUUUGAAUGGUACAAAAUGGUGCUGUUUUAUGCA